Coffea arabica (coffee) is the source of this 2196-nucleotide messenger RNA. NCBI's taxonomy places the organism in Eukaryota, Viridiplantae, Streptophyta, Magnoliopsida, Gentianales, Rubiaceae. The record is from RefSeq and is a predicted model, not a curated record.
AUGACCCCUGCAGUUUACACCCUCCAGGUUCACCUUCCGGACCAGCAAUUCAUUUCGUUUGACAAGAGCUCUGACUUGGUGCAAUUACUGAGUAAAAUUGACUUUUCUAAGACGAUGUUAACUCAGUUUUUCCACAUGAAUAGAACAAAUCCUACAGCACAGAAUUUGAAAUGCUUGUACAGAGAUUUUCCUGAACAUUUUGUUUGGUCUGCUAAAUAUAAAGAGUGGACUGAAAGAAAGCGUCGAAAGGUGAUUGGUCGGAUGGUGACUAUUAGUCCAAGGGAAAGAGAGAGGUAUUAUUUGAGGUUGCUUUUGACGCACAUUGCUGGGCCGACCUCUUUUGAAGACCUUUUGACUGUUAAUGACCAGAGAUUAGCUUCAUUUAGAGAAGCUGCUUUGGUCCUCGGCCUUUUGCAGUCCGAUGCGUAUAUAGACGAGACGCUACAGGAAGCAGUGGCAUUCCAGAUGCCGUGCUCAUUGAGGUUAUUGUUUGCCACUCUCCUUGUGUAUUGUUCUCCAACAGAUCCUAGAUCACUUUGGGAAAAAUUUGAACCUGAGCUUUCUGCUGACUAUCAUUACCAGCAGCCAUUCGAUGCCCUUUCUUCUCCUGAAAUUAGAAGAAAAGUUUUGCAAGAUAUUAACACUUUACUAGAACAAAUGGGCAAAAGCAUUGCUGAUUUUCACUUUGUCUCUGAUGAGCUUUCACCUGGGUACACUGAGAGGUUGACAAAAGAGAUUGAAACUGAAAGGAACUUAGUGGUGACACCCGAUGACCUGUUGUUGCCUCAGAUGUUGAAUUCUGACCAAAAACAUGCCUAUGAUCUAAUCAUAAAAGCAUGUUCUUCCUUAGAAGGCCAAGCAUUUUUCGUUGAUGGCCCCGGCGGCACAGGCAAAACUUUUUUGUAUCGGGCACUUCUCGCAACUUUGCGAUCACAAAACCAUGUUGCACUUGCAGUAGCAACGUCUGGAAUUGCAGCAUCGAUCCUUCCUGGCGGAAGGACGGCUCACUCGAGGUUCAAGAUACCACUUGAUUUCUCAAAGACUAAGAAUUGUCAGCUUAGUAAACAAAGCUCUGCUGCAAAACUCAUUUCUGAAUCUAAGCUUAUUUUGUGGGAUGAGGCUUCGAUGGCUAAGCGGGACACAAUUGAAGCAUUUGACGAGCUGCUGAAAGAUUUAAUGGACUCUGAUUUGCCAUUUGGAGGAAAGGUAAUAGUUUUUGGAGAAGAUUUUCGGCAGACUCUACCCGUCAUUGAGCAAGCAACUAAAGAAGUCCUCAUAGGGUCGACCUUUCCUGUUUCUCCUCUGUGGCCUAAACUACGUAAAGUCAUGCUCACAGAAAAUAUGCGCGCUAUGCUUGAUCCAGGAUUUGCACAGUUCCUUUUAAGAGUAGGAGAGGGAAGGGAGCCUGUUGAUGAUAAGGGUGAAAUAACUUUACCAUCAGAUAUAGUUAUUCCUUAUUACGAUAAGGAGGAAUCUUUAAACAGGUUAAUAGAAAGCAUCUUUCCAGAUUUGAACCUCUAUUCGCAGGAUCCUUAUAGCCUGAUAAAUAGGUGCAUCCUUGCUCCUAAAAAUAGCUCAGUUGAUGAGCUCAAUGAAAUAAUGAUUAGGAAGUUUCCUGGAACCCUUCAAACUUAUACUAGCUCGGACAAAACUGUUGAUCAACGGCACCAAGGCGAUUAUGAGGACUUCCUCAAUUCUCAGAAUCCUAGAGGUCUCCUCCCUCAUAAGCUGCUGUUGAAGGAAAACUGUCCGCUAAUGCUUCUAAGAAAUUUAAAUCCAGCUGAAGGUCUAUGCAAUGGCACAAGGUUAAUAUGUCGAGAACUUGGGCAGCACACAAUUUCUGCUGAGAUUGUUUUUGGCCAUCAUCGAGGCAAGAGAGUUUUUAUUCCAAGGAUAUCUCUUCAAACGCCUGACAAUGACAAAAAUGGGAUUGCAUUCAUAAGAACGCAAUUUCCUGUCCGCCUUUGCUUUGCUUUGACUAUCAAUAAAUCGCAGGGUCAAACUCUUGACUACGUCGGCAUCUAUCUACGAGAACCAGUUUUUUCUCACGGCCAGUUGUAUGUUGCUCUAUCCAGAGCUAAGACCGCUGCCAAAGUUAAAAUUCUUCUGGUUCCUGGAACAUUUGAUGACACAAAAGUUGAUUGCAAAACUCGUAAUGUUGUCUUUGACGAAAUUUUUAGAUUAGCUCAGGCCUAG